AUGGCUGGUAGAGCAGUGAAUAGAAGGCCAACUUUCAGCCCAGACAUCAAUGCUAUCUACAAUCCUGGUAAAGGAGUGGCCACUCCCACACUUGCAAUUAAAGCAGGUCCAGGACUACCAACUUUGGGACCACCUGUUGGGUAUGUGGAGCCUGAUUGUGUGACACCUCAGGAAGUGCAGGAGAGCAUCGGUUUAGUGGGAAUCCGAAUUCCCAACACCACCAACUACACAACCAGCUCUAGUGCCAUCAGUGUUUUGGAUUACAACAACACAGAUGGAAAUAUCAACAUCCUUCCAUUGCUCAAAACCAUAAUCAGCCACAAAAUACCAGUAUGGAUCUUCAGUGGUGAUCAAGACUCAGUUGUUCCAUUGUUAGGAUCUCGAACACUUGUCCGAGAACUAGCACAUGAGAUGAAACACAGCAUUACAGUUCCAUAUCGUGCAUGGUUCUAUAAAGACCAGGUGGGAGGAUGGAUGACAGAGUAUGGGAAACUGCUGACAUUUGCUACAGUGAGAGGUGCUGCUCAUAUGGUUCCUUAUGCACAACCAGGAAGAGCUCUGCAACUCUUCAAGUCAUUUGUGAAAGGACAGAGACUUCCAAACAUAACACAAACUUCCUUUUGAUCUUUUGUUUUUGUACUGUUUCAAAUCACAUUUUUGUGAACUUUUGAAGAAGCACAAAUAAUAACAGAAGAAUA
This is a messenger RNA of Dioscorea cayenensis subsp. rotundata (Guinea yam), 698 nucleotides long. RefSeq names its product serine carboxypeptidase-like 42. The coding region runs from base 1 to 624 and encodes 207 amino acids. The record is from RefSeq and is a predicted model, not a curated record. Gene Ontology annotation, molecular function: serine-type carboxypeptidase activity. Gene Ontology annotation, biological process: proteolysis. NCBI's taxonomy places the organism in Eukaryota, Viridiplantae, Streptophyta, Magnoliopsida, Dioscoreales, Dioscoreaceae. The transcript has 5 exons.